Messenger RNA from Fomitopsis serialis, 410 nucleotides. RefSeq lists its product as uncharacterized. The record is from RefSeq and is a predicted model, not a curated record. NCBI's taxonomy places the organism in Eukaryota, Fungi, Basidiomycota, Agaricomycetes, Polyporales, Fomitopsidaceae. The transcript has a single exon. Bases 24 to 317 code for a protein of 97 amino acids.
GCUGAAACAUAGUUUGUAUAGGCAUGCGAACCGCGGCUGACGAUGGUUCCUGGACUUGGUUCGAAGCAGGCAAAGAGGCAACCUUGAGGCGGGCCAUCGCACGCGACGAGCCUGCCUCCGAGGUCUUUCGCACACGCCGCGUCCAGUGGGAUGCCGCUUUGCCCGACGAUGACUUCGAGGUGGAUGCUGAGCUGCAUGAGUGGAUGGGCUGCUUUACGAGUGGGGAUGAACUCUCCGUCUUCGCCCUCGCUCGAUUUAAUGGAUGGGCGAACUACGUACGAAGAGUGGUGGUCGAACUUUACUGUGCGUGUGUCUAGUAUCUUUCUUGACGGAGACACUCUCGACGUCCUGUAUGAUAGAGUCAGGUCCCGAGAAGAUGCAUGUAAGAGGGCCUCGGUCAUAGCACGCAC